AUGUUUAGGGUUAGGAUGAAGCUGAUGGAGACGGUGGUGUUAAUAGUGGCUGCGAUGAUGAUGGUCGUCAUCAGUGCCCUCCUCCUAUUCAUGGCUGUAAUGGUUAAGGGCGAUGAUGGUGUCGCACCGCCUCGUGUGUAUGAAAAAGAGAAGAAGCCAACUUUGUGUCUGGCGAGGCAGCAAUUUGUCUCGUUCCCCUUUGCCUGCGCGACACAUGCAUUGCAUAUUGCGGCCUGCUUUUGUAUGCUUUUCCGUGUGAUGGGCCCGAGAUGGCAAGGUCCGAUUUGGAAGGAACAGUCACAGCAGAGAUCUCGCAGCUGUGCCGAUUCUGACGCCGCCCCACCCUCCUACCCCCACCUCGCCGUGCCUCAUGUCCGGGGGGAUCAAGUCUAA
Molecule: messenger RNA, 393 nt
Organism: Protopolystoma xenopodis
Lineage: Eukaryota; Metazoa; Platyhelminthes; Monogenea; Polystomatidea; Polystomatidae
Source: the annotation of a GenBank genome assembly